CUAGUGCGAAUCAUGGGAGGCGGCUGGUGGUGGGCUCGGGCCGCCCGCCUAACCCGACUCCGCUUCCGGGGGGCGCUGCAGCCGCCUCAGCGGCCCCGGAGCGGGGUCUCCCGGGGGUCCUUCGCCCCUGGCCACGGCCCCCGCGCCGGGGCUUCGCCACCCCCGGUGUCCGAGCUGGACCGCGCGGAUGCCUGGCUGCUCCGGAAAGCGCAUGAGACAGCCUUCCUCUCCUGGUUCCGCAAUGGCCUCCUGGCGUCUGGCAUCGGGGUCAUCUCCUUCAUGCAGAGUGACAUGGGUCGGGAAGCUGCCUAUGGCUUCUUCCUGCUGGGCGGUCUGUGCGUGGUGUGGGGCGGCGCCUCGUAUGCUGUGGGCCUGGCAGCGCUGCGGGGGCCCAUGCAGCUAUCGCUGGGGGGCGCAGCGGCCGGCGUGGGGGCUGUGCUGGCCGCCAGCCUGCUCUGGGCGUGUGCCGUCGGCCUCUACAUGGGCCAGCUCGAGCUGGAUGUGGAACUGGUGCCCGAGGAUGACGGAGCGGCCACUGCAGAAGGCCCGGAUGAAGCGGGCCGGCCGCCACCUGAGUAAGCAACAGGGCCAUGGGGACUGGCCGGGCGCUGGACGGCCCGAGCACUGGGACAUUAAAACCUGACCCCUUGCUCCAGA
Molecule: messenger RNA, 657 nt
Organism: Galeopterus variegatus (Sunda flying lemur)
Lineage: Eukaryota; Metazoa; Chordata; Mammalia; Dermoptera; Cynocephalidae
Gene: TMEM160
Product: transmembrane protein 160
Exons: 3
Coding region: 13-579 (188 amino acids)
Source: RefSeq, a predicted model, not a curated record